This is a messenger RNA of Dibothriocephalus latus, 411 nucleotides long. NCBI's taxonomy places the organism in Eukaryota, Metazoa, Platyhelminthes, Cestoda, Diphyllobothriidea, Diphyllobothriidae. The record is from the annotation of a GenBank genome assembly.
UUGAAGGCAAAUCGGGAACAUGUGGAGGAUGAAGCUGGACUCUCCGCGCAAAUUGGUCAAUACCAAUCUGAAAUCGAGACUCUAAGGAGAGCUAGGAAUAGAGCUGAGGGCUUUGAACGUGGGCUCCUGACUUCAAUCUUGCGUUGCUGGAAACGCAUUAAGGAUACACGGGACGAACAAGGCUUCAUCAGCACAACUGUUGGCCUGAAGAUAAUCAAGGAGAAUAUUGACGCUGCCGCAGAUGACUUUGCAUGGAAGAAGGAGAUAGCAGAACUGACUGAGGAGGCACGUAAAAAGCAUGAACUGGGACGAAGACGACUGCUGGCAGAAUAUGAGACUGCGCUGGCCAGAUACCAGGCAACUCUUCGCGAGGAGGUAAAUUAUUCACAUUCAAAAUCAGUGUACGCCUAA